Xenopus tropicalis (tropical clawed frog) is the source of this 2097-nucleotide messenger RNA. RefSeq names its product adenosylhomocysteinase (gene ahcy). Lineage: Eukaryota; Metazoa; Chordata; Amphibia; Anura; Pipidae. The record is from RefSeq and is marked provisional. Gene Ontology annotation, molecular function: adenosylhomocysteinase activity.
UGAGAUCUCCCUCCUCUUCACCAUGUCUGACAAACUGUCCUACAAAGUCGCUGACAUCAGCCUGGCCGAAUGGGGCAGAAAGGCCAUCGAAAUUGCUGAGAAUGAAAUGCCCGGACUGAUGAAGAUGAGGGAGAUGUACUCGGAAUCCAAGCCCUUGAAAGGAGCCAGGAUUGCGGGGUGCCUGCAUAUGACCCUCCAGACUGCUGUCCUUAUCGAGACCCUGACUGCACUAGGAGCUGAGGUCCAAUGGUCCAGCUGCAACAUCUUCUCUACACAGGAUCAUGCUGCUGCAGCCAUUGCCAAGACUGGAGUCCCCGUAUACGCCUGGAAGGGUGAGACGGACGAGGAGUACAUUUGGUGCAUCGAUCAGACCCUGUACUUCAAAGAUGGCAAACCCCUCAACAUGAUCCUGGAUGAUGGUGGAGACCUGACCAAUCUGGUUCACACCAAGUAUCCCCAGCUACUGAAAGGCAUUAAAGGAAUCUCUGAAGAGACCACCACUGGCGUGCACAACCUCUACAAAAUGAAGGCUAGCGGGACGCUGCAGGUUCCAGCCAUUAAUGUGAACGACUCUGUUACCAAGAGUAAGUUUGAUAACCUGUACGGAUGCAGAGAGUCGCUAAUUGAUGGCAUUAAGCGGGCCACUGACGUUAUGAUCGCUGGCAAGGUAGCCGUUGUAGCCGGAUAUGGUGAUGUCGGUAAGGGAUGCGCACAAGCACUGAGAGCCUUCGGAGCCCGUGUCAUCAUCACUGAAAUUGAUCCAAUCAAUGCACUUCAGGCUGCUAUGGAAGGAUAUGAAGUGACUACAAUGGAAGAAGCCAGCAAAGAAGGAAAUAUCUUUGUGACCACUACUGGAUGUACAGAUAUCGUAGAGGGCAGCCAUUUUGAAAACAUGAAAGAUGAUUCCAUCGUCUGCAACAUUGGCCAUUUUGAUUGUGAACUGGACGUGAAGUGGCUGAACGACAACGCUGUGAAGAAAGUCAAUAUCAAACCCCAGGUGGAUCGCUAUCUGCUGAAGAAUGGCCGCCACAUCAUUCUGCUCGCUGAGGGCCGCCUGGUGAAUUUGGGGUGCGCCAUGGGGCACCCCAGCUUUGUCAUGAGCAAUUCAUUUACAAAUCAGGUGAUGGCUCAGAUUGAGCUGUGGACCAAUAACGACAAGUAUCCUGUCGGCGUAUAUUUCCUGCCAAAGAAGUUGGAUGAGGCCGUAGCAGCUGCCCACCUCGACAAACUGGGAGUCAAGCUCACCAAGCUGACAGACAAACAAGCCAAGUAUCUUGGGUUGGAGAAAGAAGGGCCUUUCAAACCCGAUCACUACCGAUACUAAGGAUCCACAGACCCACAACCCCGGAACAUAUGAGUAUUCUGCAUCCAAAGCAACUAUUACCCGGAGCCGACGGCCUCUCCUCCUAAAGCCUGGAAUUUACUGGCACCCAAAAGUCAAGCUGAGCUGCUAAAUCUGGUAGAUUUGGAUCUGUAUAUGGGUUUUUUUUCCACACCUUAAUGAAAAAAAUGUGCCUCCUCGUGUAACUAGACUGUUCCUCACUACUACACCCUCUCUGCAAAGCCAGUGAGUGAUCGGUGCAAGUAGAGGUCAGGGCGCUGAUGGGAGUUGUAGUUCAGUUUUAGAAAAACGGUUUCGGGAGCGCCAAACUACGAUACCCGUCAUCCUCAGGUGCCACUCAACAAGAUCUCAAUGGAAGAUUGAUCUGCAACAUGCGGGUAUCUAGAGGUUCUUUGCAUACCCCCAGCCAAUCUGUUAUUGUUGGCUUUCCAGCUUUUUCUCUACUUUUUUUGUUGACUUUAUCUAUUGUUUUUUUCGGUCAAAAGGCUUUAUUUUACCAAAUUUUCUCCUUAUUGUAUCAAGCAACUCCCAGUAUUGCCUCUUGCCUACCUCGGCCUGCUAUUGUAUUUCCCAUUGGCCUUUCCUGUGACGCUUCCAUUUUUUCCAGCAAGAGCCAUUUUUUUCCAGUGGAAAUUUGCCCUUCAGCAACCUCUACCUUGUAUUUAGAUUCAUCCUUUUCAAUGUUUGAAGUUAAAAGUUUGUACCCAGUUUUGAGACGGAGGUAUACAGCAGUCUUUGGUAACAACAAUAAAAAA